Messenger RNA from Hordeum vulgare subsp. vulgare (domesticated barley), 2462 nucleotides. Its product is annotated as pentatricopeptide repeat-containing protein At2g33680. The record is from RefSeq and is a predicted model, not a curated record. Gene Ontology annotation, molecular function: protein binding; RNA binding. The transcript is spliced from 2 exons. Gene Ontology annotation, biological process: RNA modification. NCBI's taxonomy places the organism in Eukaryota, Viridiplantae, Streptophyta, Magnoliopsida, Poales, Poaceae. Bases 1 to 2211 code for a protein of 736 amino acids.
AUGGCAGGCGCGGCGCCCUCCGCCUCCGCGCGCCAGAUACCCCACACGCACUUCAUCGAGCAGCUCCGGCGCGCCGCCCGCGCCCGCGACGGCGAGGCGCUCCACGCCUGGGCGCUCAAGUCGGGCGCCGCGUCGCACGCGCCCGUCUCCAACUCCCUCAUCACCUUCUACUCCUCCUCCCUCCCGCGUCCCCUCCUCGCCGCGGCGCUGGCCGUCUUCGCGGCCAUCCCGCCCGCCGCCCGCGACGCCGCCUCCUGGAACUCCCUGCUCAACCCGCUCUCCCACCACCACCCGCGCGCCGCGCUCUCCCACUUCCGCUCCAUGCUCUCCUCCUCCCCCGCCGUCCUCCCGUCCCCGCACUCCUUCGCCGCCGCCUUCACCGCCGCCGCCCGCGCGCGCUCCGCGUCCGCCGGGGCCGCCGCCCACGCUCUCGCCUGCAAGCUCCCCUCGGCCGCCUCCAACGUGUUCGUCUCCACCGCUCUGCUCAGCAUGUAUUGCAAGCUGGACCUCGUCCCCGACGCCCGGAGGGUGUUUGACGAAAUGCCGCUGCGGAACGAGUUCUCCUGGGCCGCCAUGGUGGCGGGCUACGCUGCCACAAAGUGCUCCCGGGAGGCCUUUGAGAUCUUCCAGCUGAUGCUCCGGGAGUGCCCGUCGCAGAAAAACGAGUUUGUGGCCACGGCGGUUCUUAGUGCCGUCAGUGUGCCGCUGGGCCUGCCGAUGGGGGCGCAGCUGCAUGGGUUGGCUGUCAAGGAUGGGCUGGUGGUGUUUGUGUCGGUUGAAAACUCGCUUGUCACGAUGUAUGCAAAGGCUGGGUGCAUGGAUGCGGCAUUCCAUGUGUUUGCGUCGUCCAAGGAGAGGAACUCCAUCACUUGGUCUGCGAUGAUCACCGGCUACGCGCAGAAUGGGAACGCGGAAAGCGCAUUUAGAAUGUUCUUGCAGAUGCUUGCUGCGGGGUUUUCACCAACUGAGUUCACUUUGGUUGGGGUGCUCAAUGCGUGUAGUGACGUGGGAGCAUUGAUGGAAGGAAAGCAGACACAUGGUUUGAUGCUGAAGCUUGGGUUUGAGGCACAGGUGUAUGUGAAGAGCGCAUUGGUUGACAUGUAUGCCAAAUGCGGCUGUAUUACUGAUGCAAAGGAAGGUUUUGAUCAAUUUCAUGAGCUUGACACUGUCCUUUGGACGGCUAUGGUUGCCGGGCAUGUGCAGAAUGGGGAGCACGAGGAAGCCUUGAAGCUGUAUGCCAGGAUGGACAAGGAGGGCAUCAUUCCGACUAACUUGACUAUAACUAGUGUUCUUAGAGCAUGUGCUGGCCUCGCAGCAUUGGAGCCAGGGAAGCAACUGCACACACAAAUCCUCAAGUUCGGGUUUGGUUUGGGGUCUUCUGUCGGAAGUGCCUUGUCCACAAUGUAUUCAAAGUGUGGAAACCUUGACGAUGGCAUGGUUGUAUUCAGAAGGAUGCCUCAUAAGGAUGUCAUUGCUUGGAACUCGAUCAUUUCUGGAUUUUCUCAAAAUGGACGUGGAAAUGAAGCACUUGACCUGUUUGAGGAGAUGAAGCUAGAGGGCACUGCUCCAGAUCAUAUAACAUUCAUUAAUGUGUUAUGUGCUUGUAGUCACAUGGGCCUAGUUGACAGAGGAUGGAUUUAUUUUAGGUCAAUGACCAAAGACUAUGGUUUAACUCCUAGGCUGGAUCAUUAUGCUUGCAUGGUUGAUAUUCUUAGCAGAGCAGGGAUGCUAAAUGAAGCAAAAGAUUUCAUAGAGUCCAUUAGUAUUGACCAUGGAACAUGCUUGUGGCGUAUAUUAUUGGGAGCAUGUCGCAGUAUACGGGAUUUUGAUGUCGGAGCAUAUGCAGGUGAGCAGCUGAUGGAGUUAGGUACUGGGGAUUCGUCUGCGUAUAUAUUGUUGUCAAACAUCUAUGCUGCCCAGAGAAAAUGGACUGAUGUUGAGCGGGUGAGGCAGUUGAUGAGAUCUCGGGGAGUUAGCAAAGAUCCAGGAUGCAGCUGGGUUGAGCUUAACAGCCGGAUUCAUGUGUUUGUUGUUGGGGAGCAGCAACAUCCUGAGGCGGAAAAUAUAAAUACAGAGUUGAGAAGGCUCGCUAAACACAUGAAGGACGAAGGGUACCGUCCAACAUCUAAAUUUUCAUGGGAUGAAGAACUGGAUACAUUGCGAGAAUCUCACGAAGAUCAUUUCGAGUUGAUAUCGGCAGUUUGUAGCUGACUUCUCAAAAGAUAAGAACAGUAACAAACGAGCAUAUCUAGGAAUAGAGGAUUACUAAGCAAUGCCUUUCCUUCCCAAGCAUGCGCUAUCAGUACCCAUGCUGGAAAUAGACGAUUCCUCCUCUGGUUAGUAUUCUUCUUUCAAUUUUUUUAUUUGGUUAUAUUUUUCCCUUUUUAGGAUCAGAUAUGUUGCCAGUUUUUUUUUCUUGGGACGCAUUUGUAGACAUAUCAGUUUGAGCUGCAGCAUUGCAA